CAUUUUAUCUCACAACAAAGUCACAAAACUCGUCUCUGUAAACACACCACACCACACACACUCACAGAGUAAGUAAGACUCAUCAAUGGCGGUUUAUUGCAACCACUCGGCGGUUCUCCUCUCUCCAUCCACCGCCAGUUCUUCCUCCUCGUCGCUCGUCGGCUUCCCUCGCUUCCAAACGCUGCUUUUCAAAUCCAGAAGCCUUUACUCGAAAUCCAGAGUUUCUCCUGUCUCGGCAUUACAGCCUUCAUCACGGUCUCUGGAAGCUUUGAUUUUCGACUGCGACGGUGUGAUCCUCGAAUCGGAGAAUCUGCACCGUCAAGCUUACAACGACGCCUUCUCGCAUUUCGAUGUUCGUUGUCCUCCUUCUUCCUCUGCGUCUCUCGACUGGAGCCUCGAGUUCUACGAUAAGUUUCAGAACCUAGUCGGUGGUGGAAAACCCAAAAUGCGUUGGUAUUUUAAAGAACAUGGAUGGCCAACCUCCACCAUUUUCGAUUCACCUCCUCAGAAUGACGAUGAUCGAGCCAAGCUGAUCGAUACUCUUCAGGAUUGGAAAACUGAGAGGUAUAAAGAAAUCAUUAAAUCAGGAAGUGUAGAACCAAGACCUGGUGUAAUAAGACUAAUGGAUGAAGCAAAAGCUGCUGGGAAAAAGCUAGCUGUUUGUUCUGCAGCUACAAAGAGUUCGGUUGUCAUGUGUCUCGAGAAUCUCAUCGACCUCGAGCGUUUCCAAGGACUCGAUUGCUUCCUUGCAGGGGAUGAUGUGAAGGAGAAAAAACCCGAUCCUUCGAUUUAUAUUACUGCUGCAGAGAAGCUAGGUGUUUCAGUUAAAGACUGUCUGGUCAUAGAGGACAGUGUGAUUGGCCUGCAGGCUGCUACAAAAGCAGGGAUGUCAUGUGUGAUCACAUACACUUCUUCAACGUCUGAUCAGGAUUUCAAAGAUGCUAUCGCUGUAUAUCCUGAUCUCAGUAAUGUGAAAUUGAAAGACCUGGAAACUCUGCUUCAAACCAUUGUUACUGCAGCUUGAGACAUUUGUCUCCUUUUCAUUUUUGUCUGUUCUUCUGCAACUGUACAUUUGUCUUUGUUUAAUAAAUUUUCAUUGAAUUUCAAAAAAAAAAAAA
This is a messenger RNA of Capsella rubella, 1118 nucleotides long. RefSeq names its product haloacid dehalogenase-like hydrolase domain-containing protein At4g39970. The transcript is spliced from 10 exons. Gene Ontology annotation, molecular function: hydrolase activity. Bases 86 to 1024 code for a protein of 312 amino acids. NCBI's taxonomy places the organism in Eukaryota, Viridiplantae, Streptophyta, Magnoliopsida, Brassicales, Brassicaceae. The record is from RefSeq and is a predicted model, not a curated record.